AUGAGAGUAAAAAAUAUAUCUGCUCGUCUACCCGAAAUAUCUACUAUACUAUUCGUAGAUGAUGAUAGAGAGAGAGUAGAUAUCCACACCUUAGGUGAUGGUACGGAGAAAGGCACAUACUUCCGCGCAAGUGAUGUCGCAAAUCUUGUUGGUGUAACAAAGGCCACGACUAUAGUUGACACAUUGGAUUACAACCAAUACGUGAAAAUGGGAACGGGAGCUCGCGACCCCUUGUACAUCACCGUCGAGGGUCUGGUGCAGUACAUAAUGUCAUCCAAUAAAGCAAGAUCUGGUCCGUACGGACGCUGGAUCGUCAAAUUGAUUUUUGCAUUCGCAACCUUGGACCAUGAAGGUGUUGAUGAGCUGGCCCGCCCACCACUGGCCGCUAUACUACCGGCCGAUUUCAUACCAAGCAGUCUGACGGGGAUUUGCCUUAUCGGAACGGUCGGUGAGCUUCUCCACCAGUGUACAAUAGACACUGACGCUGCCGACUCAGAUGUUGUGCUGAAUUAUGGGAUGUCAAAAACGAGCCACGAACAUAACGGUGCAUUUCCCGGCGCGUCGCGCUUAGUGACAUGCUGCAUGGACUCGGAACUGGCAGGCAAAGCUGUGAAGGGAAGACAUAAAGAACGUGUAUCUGUCCCAGAAGAAAGCUUGGCAGUAGUCGUCAAAAAUGUAGCUGCAAUCGUAUCUGAGCGUGCACGUCAGAAUCCCAAAGUCAAUUAUGCUCACAAGCUAGAAAUGACCACCAUGGAGCUUCAGUUUCUGAAGCAAUCCAAAGAUGACCUCGUUCUAAAGCGUAUCGAGGACAAGAAUGAACUCGAUCGGCGCGGUAAGCAGCUCAACGCUUACCGGCUACAGGUCGAAAAGUUGAACGACAAACUUCACGCCACCACGGAGAAUCUCUCCAUAGCAGACGAGAGAGUUUUUAAGCUUGCUAUGCCGGCCAAUGUGAGAAAGCGUCUCCGAGAUAUGUAG
This is a messenger RNA of Sphaeroforma arctica JP610, 978 nucleotides long. RefSeq lists its product as hypothetical. NCBI's taxonomy places the organism in Eukaryota, Ichthyosporea, Ichthyophonida. The transcript is spliced from 2 exons. The record is from RefSeq and is a predicted model, not a curated record. Bases 1 to 978 code for a protein of 325 amino acids.